Trichosurus vulpecula (common brushtail) is the source of this 2610-nucleotide messenger RNA. Its product is annotated as vomeronasal type-2 receptor 26-like. Gene Ontology annotation, molecular function: G protein-coupled receptor activity. The record is from RefSeq and is a predicted model, not a curated record. Gene Ontology annotation, biological process: G protein-coupled receptor signaling pathway. Bases 1 to 2610 code for a protein of 869 amino acids. The transcript is spliced from 6 exons. Gene Ontology annotation, cellular component: membrane. NCBI's taxonomy places the organism in Eukaryota, Metazoa, Chordata, Mammalia, Diprotodontia, Phalangeridae.
AUGGACUUGGGGCAACUGGGGGUCUCAUUCUCUCAAUUAUUUGUAAUUUUACUUUUGCAAUUUUUUCUUUCUAUGUGCCAUAUGGUGAAGAGUCCUUGUCACAUAGAAAGAACUUAUAGUCCCACUUAUAGAAAAGAAGGGGACCUAGUCAUAGGGGGCUUCUUCUCCUUUCUUCUAAAGUUAGAGCCAAAAACUGACAGUAUCUACUUCAGAACUCCUCCCCGCUGGACUGCUGCAGAACCAAAAUCAAUGAUGAAACAUUACCAACAUUUGCUGGCUCUACAGUUUGCUGUGGAUGAGAUUAACAAGAACCCCCAUUUGCUGCCAAACAUAACCUUGGGAUACCAGUUACUCAAUAACUUCCAUAAUAAUAAACUGGCUGUGGAGAGCUCGUUGGUAUGGCUGUCAGGGAUGGGUCCAACUAUCCCUAACUAUAGCUGUGGAGGGCAACCUAAUUCAGUGGCUGUCAUUGGAGGGAUAUCAGCUACACUGUCCAUGUCCAUGGCUACCAUUCUAACCCUUUAUAAAGUUCCACAGAUCAGCUAUGGCCCAUUUGAUCUUCUCCUGAAUGAUAAAGUUCAGUAUCCAUAUGUCUAUCAGAUGGGCAGCAGGGAAUCCACUCUUCACCUCGCUUUCAUCCAAGUGAUGCUCCAUUUUGGCUGGACUUGGGUGGGACUGGUCAUUUCAGAUAAUGUGAAAGGGGAAAAUUUCUUCAGGGAUCUGAAAGAGGAGAUGCUCAGGAAUGGUCUGUGUGUGGCUUUUAAGGAAAGAGUGCCCAGAAACUUUAGAACUGGUCAAGAAGUUUUAUUCUUUUUUAGGAUCAAUAGAUCAUCAUCAAAUGUGAUUUUUAUUUAUGGAGAUACAGACUCCCUUCAAGAACUAUCAGCCACAUUGAAGUAUUACACACUCUAUCAUAAGAUGUUGGUCACCACCUCUUCCUGGGAUUUUUCUGUUGAUUCUGCUUUUAAACUGUAUUCCAAUUUUCAUGGUACAAUGCUAUUUUCUAAAGCUCAUAUGGAGAUUCCUGGCUUCACAGGUUUUGUAAGAAGCCUGAAUCCCAGGGUGAACCCUGAGGACCUUUUUCUAAAGUCUUUCUGGGAAUCAAUCUUUAAUUGCAGACUUUCAGAACAAAGUCAUGUAGAACUGUUAUAUUCUUCCUGCCCAGAAGGUAUUUCCUUGACAAAGUUCCCUUUUAUAAAUUUUGACAUGGUCAUAACAGAACUGAGCUAUAAUGUUUACAAUGCAGUAUAUUCGGUGGCCCAUGCUCUCCAUGAAAUGCUCCAGUCUGAGGCAAAAGAAACAUCAGGACUUGGAAGAAAUCCAGAUCUUUCCUGGAAGCUCCAUCACUUCCUGAAGUGCAUCCAUCCUUUCAAUAGUGCCAGUGAUGUGUCAUGUGGGGAUGGAACCGGGAUGGCUGCUGAGACAUAUGACAUUCUGAAUUUUAAAUUUUCACGUAAUCACAUAGACACACUGGUGAAAGUCGGCAAAGUGAUGCCUCAUGGUCAGGGACUCAGCAUUAAUGAAGAAGACAUAGAUUGGCCAGACGAUUUCCGUCAGACUCCAACUUCCAUAUGCAGUCGGAGUUGUGGCCCUGGAUUAAAAAAGACAGUCCGUGAGAGCCAGCCCAUCUGCUGCUUUGAUUGUACUCCCUGUCCUGAAGGGAUGUUUUCUAAUGAGACAGAUUCAGAGCAGUGUCUGCAGUGUCCUGAACAUCAGUACCCAAGCAAGAAGAGGGAUAGAUGCCUAGAUAAAACUGUGACCUUCCUGGCCUAUGAAGAACCUCUUGGAAUGACUCUGGCCUCUGCUGCUUUCUGUUUCUCACUCCUCACUGCUCUGGUCCUUGGAGUCUUUGUGAAGCACAGAGAUACUCCCCUAGUCAAAGCCAAUAACCGCAGUCUCAGCUAUACUAUUUUGGUGUCCCUCAUCCUCUGCUUCCUCUGUUCCUUGCUUUUCAUUGGUCGUCCUAACACUACCACCUGCCUCCUGCGACAAACCAUAUUUGCAGUUGUGUUUACAGUGGCCAUUGGCUCCAUUUUAGCUAAAACUGUCACUGUGCUUCUAGCCUUCAGGACCUUAAAUCCAGGAAGUCAGCUCAGGAGGUGGCUGAGCUCCACAGCAUCUUAUUCUCUCAUUUUAAUCUGUACUCUAAUCCAAAUGUGUCUCUGUGGCAUCUGGCUUGGGACCUAUCCCCCAUUCCUGGAGAUGGACAUGCAUGCAGAGCCUGCCUUCAUUGUCAUUCAGUGUAAUGAGGGCUCCAUCCUUAUCUUCUACUGUGUCCUGGGCUACAUGGCCUUGCUGGCCUUGGGGAGCUUCACCAUGGCUUUCUUGGCCAGGAAUCUGCCAGACACGUUCAAUGAAGCCAAGUUCCUCACAUUCAGCAUGCUUGUAUUCUGCAGUGUCUGGAUAGCCUUUCUGCCCACAUAUCAGAGCACCAAGGGCAAGGCCAUGGUAGCCAUGGAAGUCUUUUGCAUCUUGACCUCCAGUGCUGGGAUUCUCACUUGCAUCUUUGCUCCCAAGUGCUAUGUGAUUCUUCUGAGGUCAGAGAGAAAUACCUUAGAGUUACUGAAAAAGAAAGCUAAACCCUGUUCCUCAUCAAUCACAGUGAAGUAG